AUGACGAGGAGAGAUCGGUCAGUUAACGGCUCGGUGGUCCUCCACGACUACAUGGUGUUUUUAUACCAAACAUUGUCCAAACCUCAAAGCAGAGACUUUGAUGUUUCAGACAGAGCAGGAGCUGCUAACACAGUUACAAGUUUUGUGGAUCAAGGACAAGAUCCUCCAUCAUGGGAGAGCGGCCAGCGUUACGUCUUCGACUUAUCCAGCCAGGCCAGGAUGGAAGAGCUGGUGGAGGCCGAGCUGAGAAUCCUCAGGAAGCCUCCGGCAGACCUUCGACCCACCCUAACAAGCGGAGGAAACCUUUACGACAUCCGCCUGUACUCCUGCUCUUCGGAGAGACAGUUGCUGGACUCCAGAACUGUCGAGGUUUUGGGUGGUGGUCUUCCCAGGUGGGAGGUGUUUGACGUGUGGUCUGGCAUGAAGGCCCAUCUGAGGAAUCCUUUGGAGCCACAGCAGGCCUGCUUCCAUCUCCUGGCCUUCUCUGAACUGACCAACAAGGUGGCUGACCCGCUGGUCCUGGGGCUGGGUCGCACCCCUUGCCCAACCCAGGAGAAAGCUUUGCUGGUGGCUUUCUGGCAUACCAACACUGCCGACAGUCUUUUCGGAGAGGUGACGCACAGGAUGAAGAGCGAGGGCGGAGGAUUUAGCCUCCCGAAGCCUCCAAAACUUAUUCCAAAACACGUAAAGAAGAACCGCCGGCAUCGACAGAGAGCUCUGUCCAAACGAUCCUUCGGUGGGGCAGCGAGAGGAGGCAGGAGGAGCCGCUGCAGCCGGAAACCGCUGCACGUGAACUUCAGAGACCUGGGCUGGGACGACUGGAUCAUCGCCCCUUUGGACUAUGAGGCGCGCCGCUGCGACGGCGUGUGCGACUUCCCGCUGCGCGCCCACCUGGAGCCCACCAACCACGCUGUGAUCCAGACCCUGAUGAACUCCAUGGACCCUGAUCUCAGCCCACCCAGCUGCUGCGUCCCCUCCAGUCUCAGCCCCAUCAGCAUCCUCUACAUGGACUCAGCCGGCAGCGUGGUCUACAAGCAGUACGAGAACAUGGUGGUGGAGAGCUGUGGGUGCCGGUAG
Pundamilia nyererei is the source of this 1077-nucleotide messenger RNA. It is a transcript of the gene gdf7, whose product is annotated as growth differentiation factor 7. Gene Ontology annotation, cellular component: extracellular region. NCBI's taxonomy places the organism in Eukaryota, Metazoa, Chordata, Actinopteri, Cichliformes, Cichlidae. The transcript is spliced from 2 exons. Gene Ontology annotation, molecular function: cytokine activity; growth factor activity. The record is from RefSeq and is a predicted model, not a curated record. The coding region runs from base 1 to 1077 and encodes 358 amino acids.